GAGAAUCCAGAGAUCGCUCUGUGCAUUCUCGAGAUGUCGAUUCCUGGCUUUGCUCUUAGUGUCUCUAUACUGCUAUUGCUCACCAGCCCUGUGGAUAGUUAUCCAAAUGGCAAAGUUACUGAGUCCUGUCAAAGUAUGACUCCUGAACAUGGACAUAGUCCACAGUCUGAUCCUGUUCACAAGCUCACAGUAGAUCGAACAACAUUCAAUCCAGGAGGCCAAAUCAAAGUGACUCUUUCUGGACCACCAUUUAGAGGAUUUCUUUUGGAAGCCCGGGAUGCUGAAAAACUUGAUGGUCCUGCAGUUGGCUCCUUUUCACUGAUUGAUAGACACGAGUCCCAGCUUCUGUCGUGUGAUAAAGUACAGGAUUCAGCUGUCAGUCACACAAGUGGAUCCAAAAAAGCACAAAUACAGGCCUACUGGAAUGCUCCAAGCAGUGCCCCAAAUCAUAUCCAAUUUCUUGUCUCAGUUGUUGAGAAAUACAAGAUCUACUGGGUGAAGAUUCCUAGUCCUGUAAUUUCACAGCCAAACGCACCUUCUUUUACAACCCUGAAAACGUCAACAGUAUUUUUGCCAACGUCACGCCCUGCCUCCCAUCUCAUCAAAUCAUUUAAUGCCUCCAACUGUGGAAAUAAAAAGUUCUGCAUUAGGAAUCCUGGGAACUGUGAUCCAGAGAAGGAGCCCCACUGCUUUUUCUUGUCCUUCACACGAGAGAACCAUUCCGUGCUGAUUGAAAUGAGUGGACCCAAUGAAGGCUACUUAUCUUUUGCGCUGUCUCAUGACCAAUGGAUGGGAGAUGAUGAUGCAUAUCUCUGUAUUCGCGAAGAACAGAAUGUGCUAAUCCGUUCUUCAUAUGUGACAGGACGCAGUCACCCCACAUUGGAGCCUCCGGAUGCACUUGAGGAUAUGGCGUGGAGGCUGGCGGAUGGUGGCAUUCAGUGUUCUUUUAGAAGGAACAUUAGUCUUCCUAUUUCGAAGAAGAGAUUUGAGCUGAACAAGAGCUAUUAUAUAUUUCUAGCAGAUGGAGGUGCUGAUGGCGGGCAUAUUCAUAAACACUUUCGCCACCCCCUGAUUACAGAAGAAAAGCAUGAUAUUACAGACUCGCCAAAGAAUAUAGGGGGCACCCGAACUAAUCUCCUUCUGAAAGCUCAUGGAGCAUUGAUGUUUGUCGCUUGGAUGACUACAGUUAGUAUUGGAGUUUUGGUUGCUCGAUUCUUCAAACCUGUGUGGCCCAAGGCAUUCCUCUUUGGAGAGGCAGCCUGGUUUCAGGUGCAUCGAAUCCUUAUGCUCACCACUUCAGGCCUUACGUGUAUUGCAUUCGUGCUUCCUUUUGCCUAUAGAGGUAGCUGGAGUUGGCAAGCAGGCUACCACCCAUACCUGGGGUGCGUCGUGAUGACCCUAGCUGUUCUUCAGCCUCUUAUGGCAGCAUUCAGACCCCCAUCACAUGACCCAAGACGGGAAACAUUUAACUGGGCUCACUGGAGUACAGGCACAGCUGCUAGAAUAAUAGCAGUUGCUGCAAUGUUCCUGGGAAUGGAUUUACCUGGACUCCAUCUGCCUGAUCCAGGGAAAACCUAUGCCAUGAUUGGAUUUGUUUCUUUGCAUGUGGGAACUGAGAUUCUUCUAGAAAUACAUGCCUAUCGACUUACUCGGAGAGUUGAAAUAUUGGAAGAUGACAGAAUCCAGAUUCUGCAGUCUUUUUCAGCGGCUGAAGCCGAGGGUCACACAUUUAAAAAGGUGGUGUUGGCAAUCUACGUCUGCGGAAAUGUAGCGUUCCUCUUCACGUUCUUAGCCGCAAUAAACCAGCUGUGAGCCUACUUAUGGGAACGGAACUGUGGACUCUUAAUGACUACUUGCCAACUUUGCAACCUCAUCGCCUGGGAAGGAUGCACAAGUCCAGGAAAAUUAGAAGCCACUAACUACCGCCAUCUCAGAUUCCUUCCUGAGGUGAACUUGGAAGACCAAAGCCUUAUUAAGAAGACAUCCUUAGUUAUAGUCAAGUCAUAAAGAAGCAUCCAGUAUGAUUGUGCUGCACAUUUUUCAUUCCACUCCGACUAAUCCCUUAGGAAUUCUUUAUUCUCUGGGGUCGGGCCUUUUGAAGGCUAUGAUAACACAUAAAAAAGCUCCUUAACCACUUCUAAUUUAAUUUUUGAGGGGAAUGAAUUAUCUGGAAGCAAAUGACUUCUAAAAACACACCACCAGGACCUUUGGUAUCUAAAAUUCAUGAUUUUUUAACUGAUUCAUUUGCGAUUGUAAGAGAAACCACGUGGUUAAAAAGAAGUGCCAUUGCCAGGGUGAUGCAGGACCUUGUUAAAGCGUGAGAUUUUGGCAGGAGGGGAUGAUCUAUGUGACUCUGAGCACUCAGGAGCUUUUCAGGCCUGUGAUUCCCCUUAAUAACACUGUCUGGGAGACAGGUAGCCAUAUACCAGGACUUCAUGUUGAUGGACCUCACUGAGCUGCAAAGUUUGGGUCUCCACAUCUUUGUUGACAUCUAUGUCCAUUUCCCUGCCACGGUAUGUCUGCUGCUGAAGAGGAAGACGUGAUGGUGUCAUAAAUUGGGGCCUGAAUGCCCUUGAACAGACUGCCCUGCCCUAGUGAUGAACUAAACCAGCUUUUGCCACGGAUUAUGUUCCUCGUUGUUAGUAUUUUCAUCCUGUAGUUGAGCAGGGGAGGGGCACAGAAAUUGUCAUGGUUUUGGAUUAUGUUCCUCGUUGUUAGUAUUUUCAUCCUGUAGUUGAGCAGGGGAGGGGCACAGAAAUUGUCAUGGUUUUGGAAUUCAGCUUCACUCUUUGCCCACAGACAUAAGUGCAAUAAGAUAAUAUCAAAUUAUUUGCUUUGAUCUGAAAAGACAUCCCUUACCCCGAGAGCAGCUCUCAUGUACAAUCCUUUUAUAGUAGUGAAAUGUUUAGUGCCAACACAAAUGUAACUUGUAAUAACUGUGACACUUAAUCCUUUAUCGAAGGGACCGAAGUUAGGUGGGAAAAAAAAUAGGGGACGGGACACUUGUGCAUGAUGUACUGAGGCGGCUAUUUCAUCUCUUUAUUCCAUUUUUUAAUUUCUUGGAAUAGUCUGUCGCAUUAGCAAUUUCUGAAAAUGAUGGAUUGAAGUGGAAAAAUCUCAUUCGUCAAAACAGUAUAUGAAUUGUUGCAUUUUGAGAAGUGCCAAUGCAUUUUGAUUGCCAUGACGCCAUGUAGCCAGUGGGUGGUGCUAGAGUAUUAAAAUUGAAUUUCCAUAAACCAGUGGUCUGUGUUACCCCCUGGGCAUGGAGCUUUUUUAAUAGACAGGCAUCUUUCUUGCAUCUUCCUUGCUACACUAUUGGAUAUUUUGAAUUUUCUGCCAGUUAGUUUAGAAAAUUGAAUGGAAAUGCCGACAGUUGGAUGGUAUGGUUUUAGACUUUUGGCCUUGUGUGUUUAACCUGCUACUGGUAACCUUUCUACCUUCUGUUAUGUAGCUACCUUCUUUAAAGGCCUAAACCGCAUAAUCUGGUUGAAUAAUAAAAACACUUUACUGCCACCUGUUUCAGAAAUGACAUCAACAGGGUCAGUACGGGGCGAGAGAUGGGCGUAGGGAUUAGAUUUAUUUUUUAUCAGAUUUACAAGAUUCUUCCUCCUGCCCCACCCUCCAAAAAAGCUUUUAAUGUAUAUAAUCUUUGAAAAGAAAAAAAGAUUUGCUGGUAUUGUACUCUAGGAUUCUGGACACUCGGUGAUUUCUUUCAUGCAGCGUGAAACUUGGGUUUUAACUUUUUUGUUGUUGUUUAUUCACCGGUUGAGCCAUUAUGACUUGGCUCAGUGUUGGUUUUAAUCUUAAUUUAACAAUUUCAAUGUACAGCACUACAGAACUAUAGCAUUAUUCAAUAAAAUAUAAGCACAAAGGAAAAAA
Molecule: messenger RNA, 3879 nt
Organism: Tachyglossus aculeatus (Australian echidna)
Lineage: Eukaryota; Metazoa; Chordata; Mammalia; Monotremata; Tachyglossidae
Gene: FRRS1
Product: ferric chelate reductase 1
Exons: 16
Coding region: 34-1812 (592 amino acids)
Molecular function (GO): oxidoreductase activity, acting on metal ions
Source: RefSeq, a predicted model, not a curated record